Molecule: messenger RNA, 1740 nt
Organism: Penicillium subrubescens
Lineage: Eukaryota; Fungi; Ascomycota; Eurotiomycetes; Eurotiales; Aspergillaceae
Product: purine-cytosine permease family protein
Exons: 3
Coding region: 1-1740 (579 amino acids)
Biological process (GO): transmembrane transport
Cellular component (GO): fungal-type vacuole membrane; plasma membrane
Molecular function (GO): transmembrane transporter activity
Source: RefSeq, a predicted model, not a curated record
AUGCACCAAUCUCAACCCCUCCCUGAUCAAUGCGAACAGUCCAAUUGGGUGGGUCGCCAGCGCGAGACAAGCAAGCCAAGCAAUGCCGAACCCGAUAAGAUUGGCCGGGUAGUGGAGGCACUCCCGCCCAUCAGACCAGAAGAUCAUUUUUUUUCCUCCCUGGACACUGUCGAGUCUCACACAGCCAUGGCCCAGCCUUUGGGAGACGAGGAGAAGGGGGUGCGAUUCUCUCCAGAUGUACAAUCAUCUUCAUCGGACAUUGCGCCUGGAGAUCCAUCCAUUCCAAACCCCCCAGCAUCCAAGUCGGGCAAUAUACUCAGCCGGCUGAAUGAGCGUCUUACAGCGCUGAAUUUGUUCGAGUCUCGUGGUAUCGAGCGUGUGCCGCUUCAUGAACGCCAUGAAGUUAAGGCCUCUGAUUACCUGCAGAUGAGUCUGCUGUGGUUCAGUACUAAUAUUACGGCGAACAAUAUGGCUCUCGGGAUGCUGGGCCCACUGGGUUUUUCGUUGGGGUUUGUUGAUUCUGCUCUCUGUGCAACGUUUGGCGCGUUGCUUGGGGCUGCGGGUGUGGCCUAUAUGGGCACGUUUGGACCAGCUAGUGGAAAUCGGACCAUGGUUGUGGCACGAUACUUCAUGGGUUACUACCCAAGCAAGAUUGCUUGUCUUCUGAACAUCAUCAUCAUGCUAGGUUAUGGCAUGAUAGAUUGUGUAGUGGGUGGGCAAGUUCUAUCUGCCGUUGCCGGGGGUCGUAUGACCGUCAUCGUGGGCAUCAUAAUCAUUGCCGUCGUUACCUGGGUGGUAGUUUUGUUCGGCAUGCGCUUGUUCCAUGUCUACGAGCGAUGGGCGUGGAUCCCACAGAUCAUCGCUGUAUUUGUACUGGUCGGUAGUGCGGGUCCCAAGUUUGACACUUCGAUUGUUUCGACCGGCUCAUCUCAAACCAUUGCUGGAAACCGAUUGUCGUUCUUUUCACUUUGUCUCUCAGCUUCUGUGGCUUGGGCACCUGCAGGCGCAGACUUUUACGUCUACUUCCCGCCUACCACGUCAAAAUGGAAAACUUUUCUAAUGACAUUCCUGGGCGUGGGACUGGCUCUUACCAUCGCUAACGUGAUGGGGGUCGGGCUCGCGUCAGGCACUCUGACCCAUGCAUCAUGGGGGGACGCCUACAGCACUUCAUCGGGGGCCUUGAUCCUCGCUGGUUAUGAGGGCCUUGGCGGAUUCGGAAAAUUUAUGGGCGUCCUCGUCGCUUUGGGCCUUAUUGCAAACAACAUCCCCGGUACAUACUCAGCUUCCCUAGGCUUCCAGAUUAUGGGCCGUCAUCUGGCAAGGCUUCCGCGAUGGUUCUACUCUUGUGUCGGCGUUGUCAUCUACACAGCAUGCGCACUCGGUGGGCGGAAUCACUUAUACGAAGUUUUCGACGAUUGGCUAGCGCUGAUGGGAUACUGGGUGACUAUUUAUCUAGUCAUCGCCGUGGAAGAACAUCUUAUUUAUCGCCGAUCGGUUGGAUUUGACUGGGAUGCGUGGGCAGAUCCGGCCAAACUGCCGAUCGGCAUUGCGGCACUGUUGGCCUUUUUGAUUGGUUGGGUUGGGGCUAUUGUAUCGAUGGACCAGGUAUGGUAUGUUGGACCGAUUGCGAAGAUGGUUGGCGAGGAUGGCUCGGACAUGGGUAUUUGGGUUGGUGUCGCUUGGGCGAUGCUGGUGUACCCGCCGCUCCGAUGGGUGGAGCUGAAGAGGUUUCACCGGUGA